Messenger RNA from Effrenium voratum, 1433 nucleotides. Lineage: Eukaryota; Dinophyceae; Suessiales; Symbiodiniaceae. The record is from the annotation of a GenBank genome assembly.
UCUUUCACCCACCACUUAAGGUGUGACUUUUGACGAUGGCGGAAUGACGGGGCCAGUGGGUUUCAGCGUGGCAGCAUGGGGUUCCGUAGCCAUUUUGGCGUGAGCUAGCUCAAGCUGAGCCAUGGAUGCCGAAAGGCUCGCAAAAGUGGAGGGCGUUGCGGCGGCAUUGAGCUGCUCCCUGUUGAGCAUCGCAGUGAUCGCCAGCAACCAGCAGCUCCAGACCUUGGACUGGCCUUGCUUUUUCAUCACGGGCACCGCGGCGUUGCUUGGGGCUCUUGGCAACAUUACAUAUCAACGGUGGCACGGCCUUGCGAGGCCUCCGGAUGUGAGGUGGGUGAUGCUGCGUGGCUUGUGCGGCAGCGGGAAUGGCUUCUUGGGCAUUUGUGCGGUGCUGGCUGGGGCUUACAUGGGUUCCAUCGCCGCCUUCCGCAGCGUUAACUCCAUCGUGGCCUCGCUGGGAACGGUGGCGAUGGGGGAGGAGUUCGGAUGGAUGCACCUGGUGUCUGUGGCCUUAUUCGUCAUGGGGGCCAUUCUGACUGCGGACCCCGAAGAAGUCGUGGCUACCAUGGGGUCGACGUUGCUCGGCAAUGGCUUGGCUCUGGGCAGCGGCAUCAGUAGCGGUUUUUCUGCUCUGAUUGGCAGGAAGGUCAAAGAGGUUCAUCCUUCGUUUUUGACUACCGCCAACUUGUUGCAGACGUGGCUCUUUUGUUGGAUGCUGCACUUCAUCAUCCGAGUGCCCAGCGGAAGCUUUCAAUCCAUGGAAGGAGCGCGCCCGCAAAGCGUCCUUCUGUUGCUUGGCCUUCCAGUGAUCCUGCACUUCAACACCAUGUCGGGUGCCGUGGCGUCUCAGAAAUGCUCCGCUGCUGUUGUCACCACCGUGAAAACUGCCUCGAGCAUGCUGGCGGGCUUUUGCCUUGACUACUUGCUGCAGGGGCAUGCGAAGCUGGUAACCAUCCUGGGUGCCCUUCUUAUCUUCCUGGCCGUGCUUGCCAUGCUGCAGACUCAGCUCGGCAACUCCGCCAAUUCCGCCCCCAAGGACAUCAAGGAGAAAUUGAAGCUGCUGCCAUCGAACGGCAUUGCCAAUAUCUGAAGCUGCUUGCGCUGUACAGGUGUAUCCUCCUGGUGUUUGAGACCAGUUUUGUUUUCCCCAGACGUUUCGCGGCUUCGGCUACAUUAGCACCACGGUCGUGUCUGGGUGAUAAUCUUCCAGUGUCCUGUAUCCUCCUGGUGUUUGAGACCAGUUUUGUUUUCUCCAGACGUUUCGCAGCUUCGGCUACAUUAGCACCACGGUCGUGUCUGGGUGAUAAUCUUCCAGUGUCCUUCGAAGAUGGACACUUUGGGGCUCGUACAAGUACUGUUGAAGCAAAGACUCAACUCAGCGACAAUGGUAGCCAGACAUCAAAGCAGCGACAUUAUGGAGAGCUGGUUGCAUC